UGAUCAUGUGAUAAACGAUCCGAAAAAAGGCAACACCGGUGUGGAUGAGGAAAACCUGGAAAAUAGGAUUGAUGAUAAGAUUGAGAAAUGACGCUGGGGGAAAGAAGCAUGUGUCGGUUUAUAUUUCAGUUAUCAACCAUUUAUGCAAUUUUAAAUGUAUGUUUAGUAUCCUCAGAUUGCGAGUUUGAUUCUGUGUCAGAAAAGGAAUCUGGGAAGCGUUUAAGCGAACUGCAAGCACAGACUAAAGAGAAACCUAUAAGUAUACAAGACUCACAAAAAAACUACACAUACAGCAUAGGAAUUUGCUCACCGGUGAAGGCCCCUAAUGUUGGUGUAACGCAAACAGAGAAUUUCGGUGAUCAUAUUGAACAUAAUUUAGGCCUUAUCAGUAAAGCCCAUAUCCAGUUUGGAAGUAACUGGAUAUUUUUGCAAUAUCAUAAUGGGGAUCCAUAUGGUGGCCACUGCAAGCAAGAAGGGAGACAAUCUCAUAUAAUGAUCAUUUGUGAUGAGAAAAAUGAACUUGUGGGAAAUAAAGUUGUACUUGAAGAGAACAAUAAUCGAACAGAGGACUGCUAUUAUUUAUUUGAAAUUACAAGUAGUAUAGCUUGCUCUGAACACCCAUCAUCAGGAUUAAGUCUUGGAUCUAUUCUCAUCAUUUUGUUUGUUUGUGUUAUAUUUGUGUACAUUCUUGGUGGCUUUGUAUAUCAGAGGUUCAUCAUUGGAGCCAAAGGUAUGGAGCAAUUCCCUAACAUUGCCUUCUGGAGGGACUUUGGUAACUUAGUAGCGGAUGGCUGUGAUCUUGUAUUCCGAAGCAGUCCAUCUGAUGACUCGCCCGCCUACCGGGGCCUAGGGGAUGAAGACCUGGGCUUUGAGCACAACACCCUAACAAUGGAUCAAGAUGACGAUGAUGAUGUGCAACCUCUCUACUGAAAACAGAGAGAUCAAAAUAUCCAGUACAAAGUAGACCUGAUAUAAACACUAGAAAUGAACAAAUGGGAUAAAUAAUGUACAUUCUCACAAAACUGGGAGUACUCUUUUGCAGUAAACUGUUUGUUGUUCAAAUUUACUCAUUUACUGUACAUGGCCGGCGGAACUGGGGUGGCCAGGGGCCGGCCCCCCCCAACCCUCACUUUUUGGCAGAAAAUAUAUAAUGUCUAUGCAGAUUUUUGUGUGAUCGGCUUCCUCGCAAUUCAUAUUCCCAUUCAUCUUACUACUAGGCACUCACCCUCACUUUAAUAUGUAUUCCGCCAACCCUGCUGUAUACUGUGAGAAAAUAUGUAGUUAAAUAGUUCCACUGUGAUAUCUGUUGAGACUUCCAUAGUUGUGCUCUGUCUGUGUACACUGGCCAAGGUAUGCCUACACUUCUAGUCUUUCAGUCACCGAUCUAGGGCAGGACUGGCAAAAGUGCACGGCCAGUGGUUGGGGAAAACAUAAAUGUCCUGGAGGCAAUUUGGGGGGAAAAAUAAAAACAAAAUUAACUGUUGGGCUGUAUAGUGUUCAGAUAACUUUUGGUGCUGGAGACGUUUUAUUGAGACAACUUUCAUGGUCAGAGGUACAAACAUUUUUUUUUUCCAGGCUUGAUCUAGCCAGGGGUUGGAAAAAAGGAUUCCUUUUGACUGCUAGCCAUUUUAAGGCUUCAUAAGGUUAUAAGAACUUGCAUUAGUAAUUUUAAAGAAACAAUUUAUUUUUAGAAAGUACCGUACGCAUUUAUGCAAUUACUGUAUUCAAAUUAUUAUAGUGUUUUAAGUACUGUAAGUUUAGCUGCCAGUGAAACACUGGCUUUGCACGUGAUUCUCAGGCACUUUACACCAAAUACGGUAUUAAAAUUAUGAAUUCAUUUUGGUAUGGAGAAUCCUAGAGAUAUAUAUACAGUAAAAAUGUUAUUUAGCUUUAGAUACAUUUGAAAUGAGUUAUAAUAAUAUUUCAUAAGGUUGUCUUUAUAGUGAAAUUUUGCUGUAGUUUCAUUUCAAAAAAGGUCUGGAUAAAAAUUAAAAGAACCUACAGUAAAUACUAGAUAUAGCCUAAAAAACAGCCCAAAAAGGAUAACAAAAAGUCAGUUUAACUGUGUAAGACUAGUCAGCUUAAGCUUACAAAGAUAUUAACAACCUUCUGUAAGGUUCAACAUUAUCAAUUAUGAUAAAUUUAAACAAUAAUUUGGGAAAUAGAAUAUGACUUAAGGGAAAAAUUGACAUUACUGUACUCAUAGCACUUGGCGUCAUAGUCUGUAGACUGAUUGAAUGGUAGUUAAUAUGUCUUGUGUUCCUGAUGAGUGCUACUAUGCUGUCUUCGCUAUAUCAAAAUGUAAUGUUUUAAUAGUUGGUAUCUGGACGUGUCUGGGAAGAUCAGAGAAGAAUUUACACAUAGUAGCUACAGUAACAGAUUUCAUAAACAAAAACAGAUCACCUGUAAAGAAGUGAAAAAUUUAAUUGUAUCCUUUAACUAUAGAAUUGCAUGUGUGUGAACAGUAUACCAAACAAGUAAAGCUAAGAUUGCUAUUGUAAUGGUAUUAGAACAGAAACCUUUUCAAACAAGUGUGAUGGUUUUUCCAGAACAGAUUUUAUUUCAUAAUGACUAGAUAGUUAGGAAGUAGUUUAUUCAAUUAAUAGGAAAUGAAAUUUGAAGUGAAAUGAGGAUUUGUUAGAUAUUUGAAAAAAAGCUGUUAAAACGCAUGGUAUAAUCAAUACACUCAAAGUUGAAUUACUAAAGGGAAAAGAAAAUACAAAUUGAAGAGUUUGGUACUUGUAGACACAAUUAUUUUAAUUAACUUUUCAUUCAGCCAAAGCCUGACCGAUCAAAAACACAUGAAUCUUCAGGGAUCACAUGGGUUUAUAUUUGGCAGAUGUACAGUAUAUUUUUUAUCAUAAGGAGCCCAAAAUACUUGUAUAAUGUUUGAAAAUACUACAUUUUAAGUUUAUGUUACUAAUUUGGUACCUUAAUUACUGUAUUCAUUUUAAUCUUUUACUAACCAAAAUAUAUGUAAUAUAUAGUGGGGUUGCAAUAAAUAUAGAACAGUAGACCUACACAAAUUUAAUUGGAAAUUUUCCAAAGGGCAUCAUUAUUGGGGAACUUCAUGGGGUACCCCCAACAUACAUGUCCAUGUCAUGUGGCAAGUCUUUAGAACACUGUAGAAAUGGGGGAAAAAAAUCAUUGUAGAAUACCAAUAUUUAUAUUUGUAGCAAAUGAUAUGUCAUGAGAAUACCCCACCGGAAGCCCCCAGUAUGGCAUCUGAAGAAGGAGAAUAAUCACUGUAAAUUGAUUGGUGUUUAGCAAAAAAAAAAAAAAAAAAAAAAAAAAAAAAAAAAAAAAAAAAAAUUGCCUUAAAGUUUAAUCAAUUCUGAUUUCCAAAUGCCAGUGUUUUGUUAUAUGAGUGGGACAGGGGAGCAUUAUUCCAAUCACUGUAAUUUGCAGAUACAGAAUUGGUAUACUUCUAAAUACUGUAAUAAUGCUACUGUAUCAUUAUUUUGUUCAUUGUACAGUCACGUGCUAAUAUUCAAUGUUAUCAGUCAAUGUAUUUUUUCCACAAGCAACGAUUGUUGACAUUAAAUAGUUAUUUUGCAUAAUUUUUAUUCAUUAAUACUAUUAUGAUCGCAUGUUCCUAAAUGACGGCAUGUAGUGUUAUAAUAAUUGAUAGGUUAAUAUGCUGGAGUUUGUGACACAGUACAAAGUAGACCGAAAUUGUUAAAAGUUGUCUAGUUUUGUUGAUUUCCCUGGUUAUCAUUAUGGUUACCAUAGUGGGUUAUUUUUCUUUUGUCCACAUCAUCCUUCUUACUGUACAUGUUGAAAAUGGAAACAUCCUUUCCCUCUGUCGUGCAAUUGGUUAUGGAGCUGUGUGUAGUUGCCUUUACACUGUGCCCAGUAACCUAUGAUUUUAGUUACAGGUUGUCUGACUUGCAAUUGGCUGCUGUGUGUAGUCCCAUUCACGCUGUGCCCAAUGAUAACCUGAUUGUAUUUACAGGUUGUCGGACAUGCAGUUGAUUCUAGGAAACUUUAUAAUAAUGGGACUUUUUACCGCACAUAAUAUGCCCUGCCUCAAUUUUUAGAGAAAAUUGAUUUUCAUCAUAAAAAUUACUGAAGUAUGUAUUACCAAAAAAAACCAAAAAAAAACUAUAGUAUGGAUUGCCAAGAUGCUUACUUUAGCAUUGGAAUAUGAACAUCAAAGGCAGGGGUGGGCAUAAAAAUGGGUUGGAGGGCCCAUCUGAAUUAACCUUGAGGGCCAGAAGCAAAAUUUGAUUGUGUCAGUGUUUUGCAAAAACCACUGUACACUCCUUUUAUGCCGCUUUAUGCUCAGUUUUAAUCUUUUAGAUAUCCAGCGUUGGGUGGUCAAAUAUGAGAGGUUUUCUCGCCAAAGUAGUCGGUAGGUUCACCACAUGGUUUUUAAUUUAUUUUCGUGAGCCACAACAAUAUGGCCCGACCGCAUUUGCCCAUGUGUGAUCAGCUGUUGAUCAUAACUUGUCUUUCAUACUUUCUGCCAGUUUUUUUUAAUUUUUAUUAUUAUUAGAUUUAUGUUUGGAAGUAUUAAAACAAGGAAUGUAAAUAUUUCUGCAUAGUAAAGAUUUUGUCUAGUUGGAAUAAUUUUGACCAUUAUUAUUUUAAGUAUUUAAAUACAGUAUUCAUGUUUAUGCUUAAGGCAAUGAUUGAAGCAACAAAAAUUCAUUUCCCCUUUUUUGUGAGAAUGACAAUAAAGUUAUUUCUUAAAUGAAUUUUGAUCCAA
Molecule: messenger RNA, 4711 nt
Organism: Anneissia japonica
Lineage: Eukaryota; Metazoa; Echinodermata; Crinoidea; Comatulida; Comatulidae
Product: cation-dependent mannose-6-phosphate receptor-like
Exons: 6
Coding region: 88-930 (280 amino acids)
Biological process (GO): protein targeting to lysosome
Cellular component (GO): Golgi apparatus; endosome; trans-Golgi network
Molecular function (GO): protein domain specific binding
Source: RefSeq, a predicted model, not a curated record